AUGGCUCUCUUGACCAUCCUGGGGAUUUGCCUGUCUUGUUUGAUUGUUUUUUUCCUAUGGAAUCAGCACCAUGGCAAAGGGAAACUCCCACCUGGUCCUACUCCUCUUCCAAUUGUCGGAAAUAUUUUGCAAGUGGAUAUUAAAAAUAUCAGUGAAUCUCUGAGCAUGCUAGCAAAAGAAUAUGGCCCUGUGUUCACUGUGCAUCUGGGCAUGAAGCCCACAGUGGUGUUGCAUGGAUACGAAGCAUUGAAGGAAGCUCUGAUUGAUCGGGGAGAUGAGUUUUCUGGGAAAAUGCAGUCAUCCUUACUGAGUAGAGUCAACCAAGGUUUAGGCAUUAUUUUCAGCAAUGGAGAAACGUGGAAGCAAACACAGCGUUUCUCCCUCAUGGCCUUACGGUCUAUGGGGAUGGGGAAGAAAACUAUAGAAGACCGAAUUCAGGAGGAAGUCCUUCAUCUCUUGGAAGCACUGAGGAAAACAAAUGGGGCCCCCUGUGACCCUAGCUUCCUUCUGGCCUGUGUUCCCUGCAAUGUGAUCUCUGCUGUUAUUUUCCAGCACCGUUUUGACUACAACGAUGAAAUACUUCAAAAGAUCACAGAGGAUUUUUAUAGGAUUAUUAAAACUUUAGAAUCACCUUGGGCUCAGCUCUGCAGUAUCUAUCCUGUUUUAUAUUGUCUCCCAGGAAGCCAUAAAGCAUUCUUGAAACAAGAGUUUGGACAUUAUGAAUUUAUUUCGAAGGAAAUCAAAAGGCAUCAGGAAUCUCUGAAUCCCAGUAACCCUCAGGACUUUAUUGACCAUUUUCUGAUUAAAAUGGAAAAGGAAAAACAGAAUAAAAAGUCAGAAUUUACCAUGGAAAACCUGGUCAUCACCAUAUCGGAUCUUUUCAGUGCGGGAACAGAGACGACAAGUACCACAAUGAAAUAUGGGCUUUUGCUCCUGCUGAAGCAUCCUGAGGUCACAGCUAAAAUUCAGGAAGAAAUUGCACGUGUGGUUGGCAAACAUCGGAGCCCCUGCAUGCAGGACAGGAACCACAUGCCCUACACUGAUGCCGUGCUGCAUGAGAUCCAGAGAUACAUUGACCUUGUUCCCAUCCCCUUGCCUCGUCAAACAACACAAGAUGUGGAGUUCAGAGGGUACCACAUUCCCAAGGGCACAAGUGUAAUGACAUGUCUGACUUCUGUCCUACAUGAUGACAAAGAAUUUCCCUGCCCAGAGAAGUUUGACCCUGGUCACUUUCUAGAUGAGAGAGGCAACUUCAAGAAGAGUGAGCACUUCAUGGCCUUCUCAGCAGGAAGAAGAGCGUGUAUUGGAGAAGGCCUGGCCCGCAUGGAGAUGUUUUUAAUCCUGACCAACAUUUUACAGCAUUUCACUUUAAAACCUCUGGUCAAUCCAGAGGACAUUGAUACCACCCCAGCUCUCACUGGCCUGUUGUCUCUUCCUCCGCCCUAUGAGCUCUGUUUCAUUCCAGUCUGAAGCUGGGUAGUCUUUCUCAUGGAUGACUGAGACCCUGCUUUUACUUUCGAGCAAACAGAGUGUUUUGUGUCCUAUGUACCUGCACCCUGCAAUUCUUCUUAAUGGCAGGUCUGCUACCUAAAAUUUUCUCCUGUCUUUAUGAGCCGGUUCUAAUUUCCACAAAUGAAAAAAGCCUCACUGAUUCAGCGCUAAUAAAAUUUUUGUUGCAGCGUG
Mesocricetus auratus (golden hamster) is the source of this 1683-nucleotide messenger RNA. RefSeq names its product cytochrome P450 2C70. The transcript is spliced from 9 exons. Bases 1 to 1470 code for a protein of 489 amino acids. Gene Ontology annotation, molecular function: iron ion binding; oxidoreductase activity, acting on paired donors, with incorporation or reduction of molecular oxygen, reduced flavin or flavoprotein as one donor, and incorporation of one atom of oxygen; heme binding. Gene Ontology annotation, biological process: xenobiotic metabolic process. Gene Ontology annotation, cellular component: intracellular membrane-bounded organelle; cytoplasm. The record is from RefSeq and is a predicted model, not a curated record. Lineage: Eukaryota; Metazoa; Chordata; Mammalia; Rodentia; Cricetidae.